Molecule: messenger RNA, 276 nt
Organism: Gastrolobium bilobum
Lineage: Eukaryota; Viridiplantae; Streptophyta; Magnoliopsida; Fabales; Fabaceae
Product: secreted RxLR effector protein 161-like
Exons: 2
Coding region: 1-276 (91 amino acids)
Source: RefSeq, a predicted model, not a curated record
AUGGUCCUGACAGGAGAUGACAUAGAUGAGAUGAAACUUCUGCAAAAGCAACUAGCAAGUGAAUUCGAAAUGAACGAUCUAGGAGACUUAAAAUACUUCUUGGGAAUUGAGAUAGCAAGAUCAAAACAAGGUUACACUGACUCUGAUUGGGCUGGAGAUAAAACAACAAGGCAUUCCACAUCAGGCUAUUUCACCUUCGUGGAAGGUAAUUUAGUUACUUGGAAAAGCAAGAAACAGAAAGUAGUAGCAAGAUCAAGUGCAGAAGCUGAAUUUUGA